AUGUCGCUCACCGAGAUACGAAAUGCCGUCCUCCUGUUUAGCAAUCCAGUAUGGAGCGGCGCCAGUACGGUCCCGUCGACAAUCAUCAGAAACCUUACGGCUCUCUCGAAGCAGAUGGCAUAUGAGGAGCGCAUCACCAGUAACAUCACCACCUUGACCUCAACCAACGCCGAUUCACGCCAGAGCAUUUCUGGCCUCCUCUACGUCCCGGACCUCGACGGCUAUCCCGAAUGUGACCAACAACAGUACGAAUUCAUACCCGAAAAUGUGACACGACGAGAAAACCUACCUCCCACAAAUUACAACCUCAUCGCUCUCGCUCCUUGGUUCAGCAUCGACUGCACCCUAUCCUACCUCGCAUCUGCGCGUCUCGACCCCAUUCGCGCCUUCAUCUUCUACAAGCCCAACAAUUCGUCAAAUAAACCCCAAGAUGCAGACUCGCCUGUGUGGAAUUUGGAGGACGGCGGGGCUUGGAGGAAUGCCAACAAAUAUCCCAUAUAUGCCGUCUCAGGAAAGGAAGGUCAAGGUAUCAUGCAACAGCUGAGUCUUUAUUCAGGCCGCAUCGAUGACGUUCCCUACGGAAGCGAGAUCAACAAGCUCUACGGCCCAAAUCCAAAAGACUACGUUCGAAUAUGGACCGAGCUCUCGCUGCACGAUGAGUCGAACAUGCCAGCUCUCUGGGCCUUUUUCUUGAUCGUCAUCGGUGCUCUCCUGGCCAUCAUUGCCUUCGUCUCGGUUACCAUGCACCUAGUUCAACGGCGACGUCGAAUAUCUCUCAGGCGAAGAGUCGAAUCCGGCGAGGUAGACCUUGAGGCAAUGGGUAUCAAGCGCCUAACGGUGCCGGCCACUCAUGUACGCGGAUUCCCUCUGUUCACAUACAAUGCAGACCCCGAGUCGAUGGCCGCUCCUCCUACCCCCUCGUCUACCCGCCGUCUACGAAGCAGCCGGGGACUCGAUCAGCGCAGCAUCCGCUCCGGUGCCAGCGUUCGGAGCAAGCGAUCCAGUAUCGGCGUCAAUGGCGACAAUGCUGCUACCAACUUCCAGCCAAGCUGUCAUAUCUGUCUCGUCAAUUUCGACCACCGAGUAACCAUUAUCCGAGAGCUCCCCUGUGGACACAUCUUUCAUCCGGAAUGUAUCGAUGAGUUUCUGUUGCAAAACAGUUCUCUUUGUCCCGUGUGCAAGCAUUGCAUGCUGCCAAGAGGCUACAGCCCCAAAAUCACGAACGGCAUGGUUCGUCGUGAACGUGCCUUACGGCGAUUACGGGAACGGGUCGACCUUGAGGAUUUGUCGGAAGGAUCAACAGACAAUACCAAGAUCAGAGACUGGGGCAAACGACUUUUCCGAACCUCGACAUCUCCCACUCGACCUGCCUCUUCGCCUUUAGUCUCCCUGAAGCUAGGAAAGUUCAGACGACGUCCCGCAGAAGACACAACAGCGGAGGUGUCAGAACACGCGGAUACGCCACCAGCGCCUUCGUCAACCACCUCCCAACCGGAGGAGCCAGAAGCGACCACGCGUCCUCCUGCUACAGCCAAGGCCACGAAGCCGAGACGAUCGAGACCCCGGGCUUUGAACCUACUACCGACACAACCAGAAAAUUCCGAGUUGAUCACACCAACAGUAGGACGCGCAAGUCCCUCCUCAUUCGCUCGACAGCGUAUGCGUGAAAUUGCAGCCAAAAAUGCACCCUUUGACGACCCCGAUUCUCAAAGGGCAAUAUGGCUUCGUGCAAUUUCAAAAGUUUUUCCUGGAUAUUUCUAA
This is a messenger RNA of Fusarium falciforme, 1761 nucleotides long. Its product is annotated as RING-type domain-containing protein. The transcript is spliced from 5 exons. Lineage: Eukaryota; Fungi; Ascomycota; Sordariomycetes; Hypocreales; Nectriaceae. The record is from RefSeq and is a predicted model, not a curated record. Bases 1 to 1761 code for a protein of 586 amino acids.